AUGUCUCACCCUCAACAGCCCCUCCCACAAAACCUCCUCACCCCCACAACCUCAUCAGUCACCAAAGCCGGCAACCCCGUCUUCCCGGGCUGGUACGCCGACCCAGAAGCACGUCUCUACAACGCCCAGUACUGGAUCUACCCAACCUACUCAGCCGACUACAGCGAACAAACCUUCUUCGACGCCUUCAGCUCCCCGGAUCUCCUCACUUGGACCAAACACCCCACCAUCCUAAACAUCACGAAUAUCCCUUGGUCGACGAACCGUGCCGCUUGGGCCCCGUCCGUGGGCCGGAAGCUCCGCUCUUCCGCCAGCGCAGCAGCAGCAGAAUAUGACUAUUUCAUGUAUUUCUCCGUUGGUGAUGGAACUGGUAUCGGUGUGGCGAAAUCGACCACCGGAAAGCCCGAGGGUCCCUAUGAAGACGUCCUUGGUGAGCCGCUAGUCAAUGGCACAGUGUAUGGGGCGGAGGCAAUCGAUGCGCAGAUCUUCCAGGACGAUGAUGGCCGGAAUUGGUUGUAUUUUGGGGGGUGGAGUCAUGCGGUUGUUGUGGAGUUGGGGGAGGAUAUGGUUAGUUUGAAGGGUGAUUAUUUGGAGAUUACUCCGGAGGGGUAUGUUGAGGGGCCGUGGAUGUUGAAGAGGAAUGGGGUUUAUUAUUAUAUGUUUUCGGUGGGGGGAUGGGGCGAUAAUUCUUACGGAGUCAGUUAUGUCACGGCUGAUUCUCCCACGGGGCCGUUCUCCAGUACGCCAAAGAAGAUUCUUCAGGGGAAUGAUGCGGUGGGCACGAGUACGGGACAUAAUAGUGUGUUUACCCCCGAUGGACGGGAUUACUAUAUUGUUUAUCAUCGUCGGUAUGUUAAUGACACGGCUCGGGAUCAUCGCGUGGUUUGUAUAGAUCGGAUGUAUUUUGAUGAGGAUGGGGAGAUAUUGCCGGUUAAUAUCACGGUGGAUGGUGUUGACGGGAGGACAUUAUCUUAG
Aspergillus eucalypticola CBS 122712 is the source of this 975-nucleotide messenger RNA. Its product is annotated as glycoside hydrolase family 43 protein. The record is from RefSeq and is a predicted model, not a curated record. Gene Ontology annotation, molecular function: hydrolase activity, hydrolyzing O-glycosyl compounds. Gene Ontology annotation, biological process: carbohydrate metabolic process. NCBI's taxonomy places the organism in Eukaryota, Fungi, Ascomycota, Eurotiomycetes, Eurotiales, Aspergillaceae. The coding region runs from base 1 to 975 and encodes 324 amino acids. The transcript is spliced from 2 exons.